Molecule: messenger RNA, 9277 nt
Organism: Meriones unguiculatus (Mongolian gerbil)
Lineage: Eukaryota; Metazoa; Chordata; Mammalia; Rodentia; Muridae
Gene: Msh4
Product: mutS homolog 4
Exons: 22
Coding region: 51-2786 (911 amino acids)
Biological process (GO): mismatch repair; reciprocal meiotic recombination
Cellular component (GO): nucleus
Molecular function (GO): mismatched DNA binding; ATP-dependent DNA damage sensor activity; ATP binding
Source: RefSeq, a predicted model, not a curated record
UUAGUGUGGUGGAAGCCGCCCUUGCGCGCAGCGUCAGCGCAUCCUGAGGGAUGCUGAGGCAGGAAGCCACGUCCGUCUCCAGUUCGCCUUCGGGGAGGGAGGCCCAGCGUGGGCCCUGGGCCUCCGCGUCCCGGCCCAGCACGGAGGGCGUCGCUGCAGACAGGAGCAGCAGCAGCAGCCUCGCGCGGCCCACACCAGGCAAGGCGCCUGUGACAGUCCAUGGUUCAUCAUUUGAAAAAAAGAGAUCUUAUGCCACACACAAAGUUGCAUCCAACUUUCCUGUUGGUACAAGCUCGUCUUCUGCUGGAAAUUUCAGUUAUCCACAAAUAUUUAGAACUCCGUUAUCUGCUGGAAAUCCCCAGAGAUCAGGUUGUAAAAGCAGGACACCACAAAUAGGAUAUUCAGCCACCUCCUCAGCAGUGUCUGCACAUGCCCCCUCGGUCAUUGUGGCAGUGGUGGAAGGAAGAGGGCUGGCCAGAGGUGAGAUAGGAAUGGCAAGCAUCGAUUUAAAAAGCCCUCAGAUUAUGCUGUCACAGUUUGCAGACAACACCACAUAUGCAAAGGUGAUCACUAAACUCAAAGUUUUAUCACCUUUGGAGAUAAUAAUGUCAAAUACUGCUUGUGUUGUGGGAAAUUCAACGAAGUUGUUUACUCUGAUCACAGAAAAUUUCAAGAACGUUAAUUUCACUACAGUCCAGAGGAAAUACUUCAAUGAAACAAAGGGCUUAGAGUACAUUGAACAGCUAUGCACAGCCGAGUUCAGCUCUGUCCUGAUGGAGGUUCAGUCCAGGUAUUACUGCCUUGCAGCUGCUGCAGCCUUGUUAAAAUAUGUCGAAUUCAUUCAAAAUUCAGUCUAUGCACCAAAAUCGCUGAAGAUUUAUUUCCAAGGUAGUGAGCAGACAGCCAUGAUAGAUUUGUCAUCAGCCCAAAACCUCGAAUUGUUAGUUAAUAACCAGGACUACAGGAAUAAUCACACUCUCUUUGGAGUUUUAAAUUACACCAAGACUGCGGGAGGGAGCAGAAGGCUGCGCUCCAACAUCCUGGAGCCGCUGGUUGAUGUGGAGACCAUCAACAUGAGGCUGGACUGUGUCCAGGAGCUGCUUCAGGAUGAGGAGCUGUUCUUUGGACUCCAGUCAGUCAUAGCAAGAUUCCUGGAUACGGAGCAGCUGCUUUCUGUUUUAGUUCAAAUCCCGAAGCAAGACACGGUUAAUGCAGCUGAAUCAAAGAUAACAAAUUUGAUCUACCUGAAGCAUACUUUGGAACUUGUGGAUCCUUUAAAGGUCACCUUGAAGAACUGUAGCACACCCUUAUUAAGAGCUUACUAUGGCUCCUUGGAAGACAAUAGGUUUGCACUAAUACUUGAGAAAAUUAAAACAGUGAUAAAUGAUGAUGCAAGAUACAUGAAAGGUUGCUUGAACAUGCGGACUCAGAAGUGCUAUGCAGUGCGCUCAAACAUCAGUGAGUUCCUAGACAUAGCUCGGAGGACAUACACAGAGAUAGUGGAUGACAUAGCAGGAAUGAUAUCACAGCUUGCAGAGAAGUACAGCCUUCCCUUACGGACCAGCUUCAGCUCUGCACGCGGCUUUUUCAUCCAGAUGACUACAGACUGUGCCGGGCUCUCUGCUGAGCAGCUUCCCUCAGAGUUUAUUAAGAUUGCUAAAGUGAAAAAUUCAUACAGCUUUACAUCGGCAGAUUUAAUUAAAAUGAAUGAAAGAUGUCAAGAGUCUUUGCGAGAAAUCUACCACAUGACCUACAUGAUAGUGUGCAAGCUCCUUAGUGAGAUUUAUGAGUACAUUCAUUGCUUGUACAAGCUCUCUGACACAGUGUCGAUGCUGGAUAUGCUGCUGUCUUUCGCCCAUGCCUGUACCCUUUCUGACUAUGUUCGACCAGAGUUUACUGACACUUUAGCAAUCAAACAAGGAUGGCAUCCCAUUCUUGAAAAAAUCUCUGCAGAGAAACCUGUUGCAAACAAUACAUAUAUUACAGAAGGGAGUAAUGUUCUGAUCGUAACUGGACCGAAUAUGAGUGGGAAAUCCACGUAUUUAAAGCAGAUUGCACUCUGUCAGAUCAUGGCACAGAUCGGCUCCUACGUUCCAGCAGAAUACGCUUCCUUUAGGAUUGCUGAGCAGAUUUUUACAAGAAUCAGUACUGAUGAUGAUAUUGAAACAAACUCGUCAACAUUUAUGAAAGAAAUGAAAGAGGUAGCUUAUAUCCUGCAUAAUGCUAAUGACAGGUCACUCAUAUUAAUUGAUGAGCUUGGCAGAGGCACUAAUACAGAAGAAGGCAUUGGGAUUUCUUAUGCUGUCUGUGAGCACCUGCUGGGCAUAAAGGCAUUUACACUCUUCACUACCCAUUUCCUGGAACUGUGCCAUAUAGAUGCCCUAUAUCUUAAUGUAGAAAACAUGCAUUUUGAAGUUCAGCAUGUGAAGAACACAUCAAGAAACAAAGAUGCAAUUUUGUAUACUUACAAACUUUCCCGGGGACUCACAGAAGAAAAAAACUACGGAUUAAAAGCUGCAGAGGCCUCCUCUCUUCCACCAUCAAUUGUCUUGGAUGCCAGAGAGAUCACAACACAAAUUACACAGCAAAUCUCGCAAAAUCAGAGGAGCUCCCCUGAGAUGGACAGGCAGAGAGCUGUGUACCAUCUUGCCACACGACUCGUGCAGGCCGCUCGGAACUCUCAGUUGGAGCCAGACAGGUUACGGACGUACCUGAGUAAUCUUAAGAAGAAGUAUGAAGAGGACUUUCCCGGGGAGGUGGACCUCCCAGAGAAGACUGAAGAAUAAUCAGCUUACCACUGACACAGUGACUGCGUCACAGCUGCUUAGUGUUCUAGUUUAAUGAAAACUACAGUACAUUAACCUCAGAAUUUUCACAUAUGAAUUCUAGAUGGAAAAUAUUCAUUAGAAUAGCUUUAAAGGGUGCUAGAGAGGUGGCUCUGAGGUUAAGAGCACUGGCUGCUCUUCCAAAGGUCCUGAAUUCAAUUCCCAGCAACCACAUGGUGGCUCACAACCAUCUAUAAUGAGAUCUGGUGCCCUCUUCUGGCCUGUAGGCAUACUUGCAGGCAGAACACUAUAUACAUGAAAAAUUAAGUAAAUUUAAAAAAUAGCUGUAAAAAUGACAACUCUUUAAAGAAAAGUUUUUGUUAGAAAAAUCAUACAGUAGUUUUCAUUUAUGAAGUCAUGUUAAAUUUGGACUGCCCUAUAUAAAGAGUAUGGUUACAAGUGAUAGUUCAGAAUAUUAACACAUGUUUUAGCUUUAAAAACAAAUAAUAAAAAAAAAUAUGUCUGAAAAGCUGCUUCAAGCAUUUACAUUUGAUCUGAACUGGCUAUCUCCAAACUCUAACAUUAACUGAUUCUGAAGUUCAUGAGAAUGAUGCUGGGAAUUAACGCAAGUCUGUGGCAGUCAGUACAGUCCUAAAGGUGACAACACACACUUGAUAAUGCAGCGAGGAACAAUGGCCGUGAGUCAGCAGCAGCCCUGCUCCCUGUGCUCGGGGGGUCUGGCAUUCUCCUUGCUGGCUCUUUCCGAAUUUCAUUUCGGCCACCCUUAUUAUAUAAAAGCAACAGGAAGACAAUACACGCUUGCCUCCCGUGUGUAUCCUAGGGAGCAUUUUUCUUUUGUUUAAAUUUCAGGCCAGCAAGAUGAUCCAUUAGGCAAAGGCACUUGCUACCGACCUGACAACCUGAGUUCAGUUCCUGAAAUCCAUAUGCUAAGAUGAGAGAAUCGAUUCACACAAGUUGUCUCUAACCUCCACAUACACACCAUGGUUUACAUGUGUAUGUGCAUACACAUACAAAAUACGAAGAAUUAAUUACUGGAGAUUAUUUUUACUAUCUACUGUAAUGUACAUUCUUUGUGACUACACACUGAGGAAAUGAGAAAUAUGUAUACAGUUAAAUGAAAGCCUUUAAUAUAACAGUCUCCACAGGCAUGUGACUUUCACUGUAAUAUCAGUUUAUGAAAAGGUCAUUGUUGUUUCAUAAAAGAGCAAAAGAAAACACUACCUGUUACUUGUUAAUUGGAAAGGGCCCUUCUCUUCUUAGAUACGUCAUUUUACAGUUAUGUCUCAGUGGGUGACCUAUGCAUAAAGUUGUAGCUCAAAGGCCUACCCUAUAGGUUUUUGUUUUCUUUUGCUUUUUGCAAUUUUAAUUUUUAUUCAUUUUACAAACCAGUCUCCCCCUCUUCUCCCCAUCCCACCUUCCCUCUCUGUUUUUCCAUCCUCCCUCCCCACCCCUAUGCAUCCACCCCAGGAUAUCAAGUCCCAUCUGAACUGAGCACAUCCUCUCCCCUUGGCCUGCUACCCCUGCAAGGGGGGAGUGACCAAAGAACAGGCAACGGAGUCCAUGUCAGAGUCAGCCCCUAUUUCCCUAACUAGAGGACCAACACAAGGACAGAGCUGCCUGUCAGCUACAUCUAGGUCUCAUCCAUGCAUGGUCAUUGGUUGGUGCUUCAGUUUCCACAGCCCCAUUCCCCAGGCCAUGAUUAGUUGGCCUGUUGCUUUUGUGGAGCUCCUGUGCCCUCUGGGUCCUUCUAUCCUUACCCUGACUCUUCUACAAGACUCCCUUGUACUCCACUCAAUGUUUGGCUGUGAGUCUCUGCAUCUGGUGCAGCCACUCAGAGGACAGCUGUGAUAGGCUCCCAUCUGCAAGCAUAGCAGAAAUUAUUAAUCAUGUCAGGGGUUGGCUGUCUCCCAUGGGUAGAGUCUCAGGUUGGGCCAAGCAUUGGUUAGCACAGGAGACAACUUCCUAAACAGAACACCAACAGCUCAGGCUCUAAGAUCAACAGUCGAUAAAUGGGACCUCAUGAAAUUAAAAACCUGUAAAGCGAAGGACACUGUCAAUAGAACAAAAUGGCAGCCUAUAGAUUGAGAAAAGAUCUUCACCAACCCUAUACCUGACAGAGGGCUAAUAUCCAAAAUAUAUAAUGAACUCAAGAAAUUAGACACCAACAAACCAAAUAAUCCAAUUAAAAAUUGGGGUACAGAGCUAAAUAGAAUUAUCAACAGAAGAAUAUCGAAAGCCUGAGAAGCACUUAAAGAAAUGCUCAGUGUUCUUAGUCAUCAGGGGAAUGUAAAUCAAAAUGACUCAGGUUCCAUCUUAUACCUAUCAGAAUGACUAAGAUCAAAAACUCAAGUGAAAACACAUGCAAGGAUGUAUAGCAACAGGAACCCUCCUCCAUUGUUGAUGGGAGUGCAAACUUGUGCAACCACUCUGGAAAUCAAUCUAGCACAAUCUCAGAAAAUUUGGAAUAGCUCCACCUCAAGACCUAGCUGUACCACUCCUGGACAUAUACCCAAAAGAUGCUCCACAAUACAACAAGAACACUUGCUCAGCUAUGUUCAUAGCAUCUUUAUUCAUAAUAGCCAGAAUCUGGAAACAACCUAGAUGUCCCUCAACCAAAGAAUGGAUAAAGAAAUUCUGGGAUAUUUAUACAAUGGAAUACUACUCAGCUAUUAAAAACAAGCUUCCUGGCCUGCCUUCCCACCGUUGUGGACCCGUAGUUUACAGUUCUCUGGACCUGUAAGCCAGAACAAACCCUUCCAUGAGGUGUUCCUGGUCAUGGUGUUUCAUCCCACUAACAGAAAGUGCCAGUGCCAGUGGAAGCCAGAAGAAGACAUUGGAUCUCCUGGGCUUGGAGUUGCACAUGGUUGCGAGCCACCAUGUGGAUGUUGGAACUCCAGCCUGAGUCCUGGAAGAACAGUCAGUGAUCCACGAAGUCCAUGGAGAACAGCUGAGCCAUGUCUCCAGCCCCAGUUUUCAAUAAUCUUGAGUAAAGUUUAUUCUUACCCUUCUUCAGAGACCCUUAGGUGGCGUUGCUAGUCUAGGUUACAUAGGAAGGAGUUCUGUUGCACGGGAAGUGUGUCGCUAACAUCACCCACAGCUUCAGCACAUCCCAGAGUUGUACCAGCCACGUGUCCACUAUUCUUGCUAGUUCUUGGUACUGUUAGUUUUCUGUUGCACAUUUAGAAAUGACAGCAGGUGUAGGUGGUAACAUCUCUCUCAAGUUUGGGGUUUGCAUCCUUUAGCCAGCAGUGAUAUUUUGUUUCUCUCUCUCUCAGUUGCUCUUGCUCUCUCUUCUGAAUUUUAAGUUUACCCUUUAGCCUACUUUCUCUAAAAGCAAAUUUCUAAAUUUGUUCUUGGAAGCAAAAAUGUUUAGAGUAAGUCUUACUUUUAGAAGACUAGAACACGAGGAUCAGGGACUGGUGAAAGGGCUGUCAGUGCCAUGUCCAGCUGCGAAGGUGAAAAAAAAGAAGCCCCUGAAAAAGCCCAAGAAGCAGGCCAAGGGGAUGGAUGAGGAGGAUAAGGCUUUCAAGCAGAAACAGAGAGAGGAGCAGAAGAAACUGGAGGAGCCAAAAGCCAAGGCCUUGGGGAAGGGGCCCCUGGCCACAGGUGGAAUUAAGAAAUCUGGCAAAAAGUAAGCUGUUCCUCAUAUCUGAGGUAAGGGUGACCCUCUUCCAUUCCUAUUUAACAGCUGGAUCCCUGCCAUAGCAUCUUUGCCACCUACGCUAGAAUGAAGUGUUAUCCUGGUGCCUAUUGUACAUUGUAAUAAACUUUUGUAAUAAAAUAAAUAAAAAAAAAAAGACCGGAGCACAAGUCUAAUUCAAUAAAUAUUUACUCUGAGGCAGUUAACAUGUUAGGAGAAUGACCACAGGGUACAGUACUUGCUAUACAGGAAUGUAUUAAGGUAUAUUGCACAGUAUACAACCUUUUUGGUCACAGGAAGUUUAAAGGAUGGCAUGACAGGUGUUUAGAAAGGGCGUUUUAAGCAAAAGGACAAACCUGUAAGAGCAAAGCAACAUGAGGUGGGAGGCAGGCUGGUGUCCUUGGUGGAUGGAGAGCACAGAGGGCAGCCGAAGGAAACGGCUCAGUGCUUCUUCAGAUUUGCCUGAAGAACAGUGCGGACUUCGAAGAGGGUUUUUGUUUGUUUGUUUGGGUUUGUUUGUUUUGCUGGAGAGAGACGAGGGGUUGAAGUGGUGAUUCAGGUUGUCAGAUGCCUCCACUACCAUUUUACCGAGACUGUGAGUGGCAGGACGAAUUGGUCUGAGGUAGCUGUGGGCCAGCUAUCUUCUAAUAGACUGUCCAGUGCGACAAACGUGUGUGAAGUUAAGGGUUUAUUAACUUCUGAAUUGUACAGUGCUAUCAUCCUAAAGAACAGCAUGCAAAUGCAUGUUAGCUUUCUAAAUUCAGGAAGCUUUGUAGACGACCAGGAAUUAGAAGUGAAAAUAUUCCGUUUGGGAGCAUAUUGUUGGCCAGCAGUUGGGUCCUGAUGGUUAUUCUGCAGAGGUGGGUGAGUUCACAUGGGUCUUUGUAUCUUGUUGGAGGGAUGUAGUCCAACCAGUUUUGAAUAAUUGGACGUCUUCCCAAGCUCAGCUGUGUCUGAAGAAAAGAGAAGUUUGUUAUUUUUAACAAUAUUUGGUACUUUUAUUUUUUUAUUUCAUUUAAAUUCAGAAGGGAGAUCAUGAAUUUAUAUAACCCUUAUAACCUUUAUCUAUGCAUGGUCCUUGAUUGGAGUAUCAGUCUCAGAAAAGACCCCUGUGCUCAGAUUUUUUUUGUUCUGUUGCUCUCCUUGUGCAGCUCCUGUCCCCUCCAGGUCUUUCUAUCUCCCCCUUCUUUCAUAAGAUUCCCUGCACUCUGCCCAAAGUUUGGCUUUGAGUCUCAGCAUCUCCUUUGAUACAAGCCUUUUUGCUUGUUUGUUUUACCUUGUUGGCAUUUUAUUCCGAUCUUAUUUCCCUAGUGAUAAAAUAGUAUGUGGGAAGGUACUAAGCAAAAUUUAAGCCAUGAGCAGGGAAGUUCUUCACAUCAGAUGGAUCUUACUUCUGCUGUGUCUUCCAGAGACACUGCCAGCACGGCCACACUCGGGCAUCAUCUGGAAAGCCCAGAGGUACCAGUGCUCGGCUCCUCUGUCACAGUCUGAUUCUGUCGGGCUCAGAAACAGGUGAUGUAAAUCACACAUGCUCCCCGGUUGGACCGAACCCAUGUGGACUGCCAGGACCUGGAGGUCUUCUUAAAGUUUUAGGAAGCCAUCUGCUUAAAGGUUCUGUUCUGGAGGUUAAAUGCUAAGGAGAGGAUAUUGCUGCAUUUAGAGUGAUUUCGCUAGGACCCAAACUAAGGUGGAAAGAGAGAACUACCACAAAACUGCCCUCUGACCACAGGCCUCGCCCCCUGGCACACAUAAUGGGAAAAGAAAGAUAAACAAGACGAAACACUGUCCAGGCCUCUAGGCACUUAUCCAGCUGUAUUAUAUAUGUAUAUGUUCAUUAUUUAUGCAAUAAGUAACUGUUUAAAGAAUGUCUACUGCACAUUCAUCUGUGGUGUGCACUUGGGAUAAAUACUAGGUCUACAAAGUAGAUGCUCUGUCUGUGCUGACUAGGGUGUGGUAGAGAGACCCGUCUAAAUACACGUGUGCUGUGGGAGACAUGACAGAAAUGCAAAGGUCACUAGCCCUUCAGUGUGAACUGACCCCACCUCUCCUCACACAGCAUUCUGCUGUAGUUUAUGAACUAUCACUGUUUGGAGUCCGGAUGUUAAUGCCUUGCCUCACAGGUGACUUUGACAAAUUCUAUCCUAUUACUUCCUGUUCUCUAGUUUUACUUGGGGAAUUUUAGGCUGGUCUAAAAUUCAUGUGUUCUGCAAUAACCAUGCAGGGCAGUGACUAUGAAACAAAGAUGUGAAAAGAAAGAAGACAUUAAAACAACUUAAGCAUGUUCUCUUUUAAAAAAGAGUUGUCAGUUCUAAUCAGAACAAUUUGUUUGCUUUACAACUGGCCUACACAUUAGUAUUUAUUAUCAAGGUGUUUAAAAAUCAGCAAAGUUAUGUCUCUUAAGAGUCUGUUUCUAAAGUUACACUUAUGGAGAUUAGAGAAACUAUGGGCUCGUUGUUAAACGGGCUGGUUAAGUUUAUAGGACUUCUCUUUGCACAGAUUCAUUAACCUCUUGCUGUUAAUGGGCAUGACACAGUUUGCUACUGCAAUUUGUAUUUCAUUUUAAAGAAUGAGCAUCCCAACUUAUGGGUGAUAUAUGGGUGAUUUUCUUCUCUAACAUGGUCUAGUCCCAAAACCUUAUUUAGGAGAAGGUCUCUAUAUUUUCAAGAUAUAUUUUCAGUUGAAUAAAUAUUUUAUGACUUUAUAUUUCUGUAAUGCUUAAAAUUGCUUUGGGAUCUUGAAUGGAAAAAUCUAUUUCUUGGUGUGUGAUUGUAUUUGUUGGGAGAAAUGGAGCUGUCAUUUUGAAAUAUUCUACUGGCAAGAAGACCUGUUAAAAUUUAACUUAUUUUGUUCU